This is a messenger RNA of Oncorhynchus mykiss (rainbow trout), 1688 nucleotides long. RefSeq names its product transmembrane protein 120Aa (gene tmem120aa). Gene Ontology annotation, cellular component: membrane. Gene Ontology annotation, biological process: fat cell differentiation. The record is from RefSeq and is a predicted model, not a curated record. Lineage: Eukaryota; Metazoa; Chordata; Actinopteri; Salmoniformes; Salmonidae.
GUGUCUUACUUUUACUUAAAUUUGACAAUUGGGUACUUUUUCCGCCACUGAGAACACCAUGAUCUUGCGGAGAAAAUACGGUAAUAACAGUCACCCAAUCAGCUGUUCUAUUGUUCGAAAGCUUUCAUUGGCUCACGCGUGGGCGUUGAAAACUUCAAGAAAUGAAUCGGGACACGUCAUUGGAUAAACAGUUGGAUGAGGUGUCCUCGAAGUGAUAGGUCUUACAACUGUUGCACAGCUGACAUUUAUUCUUGCCUUUGCCCACAUAGGAAUAAAAUGUUAUUCAACCAAACUAGUUUGGCUGAUUGCUUACAGGAGUGGGAGGGUCUGGAAAAGGACUUUCAACGGGUCCAGGAGACUCACCGUCUGUAUAAACAGAAGCUUGAGGAGGUCUCCAAGCUACAAGACAGCUGUUCCAAUGCCAUAGCGCGACAGAGGAAGAAAUUAAAAGAGCUCACAGUGUCGCUGGAAGAAUGCAAAGAAACACCGAGUCCAGAGGAAAUGAAUGCAAUAAAUGGGAUCCAGGGAUCUAUCAAGGACAGACCAAAUGUUUUCUUUGAAAUGGAGUCUUUCCUGCCAAAGAAGAAUGGGUUAUACCUCAGUCUCGUUCUUGGGAACGUGAAUGUAACAUUGCUCAACAAACACUCCAAAUUUGCCUACAAAGAUGAAUAUGAGAAAUUCAAAUUGGUCCUCACCGUCUUACUCCUCGUCUUCUCAUUCACAUGUCGCUUUGUAUUUAGUUACAGAGCCUUAGACGCUCUCUUCAACUUCCUGCUGGUGUGGUACUACUGCACACUGACCAUUCGGGAGAGUAUCCUCAUUAGCAAUGGCUCCAGGAUCAAGGGUUGGUGGGUGUUUCAUCACUAUGUGUUCUGCUUCCUGUCCGGAGUGAUGCUGACUUGGCCGGAAGGCAUACUCUACCAGAUGUUCAGGAAUCAGUUUCUCACCUACUGCUUGUACCAAAGUUUUGUCCAGUUUCUCCAGUACUACUACCAGAGUGGCUGUCUGUACAGACUUCGAGCCCUGGGAGAGAGUCACAACAUGGACUUGACAGUUGAGGGUUUCCAGUCGUGGAUGUGGCGAGGCCUGACCUUCCUUCUGCCCUUCCUGUUCUUUGGUCAUUUCUGGCAGCUUUACAAUGGCCUAACACUGUUCAGGAUGGCCCAGCUCCCAGAGUGUAAAGAGUGGCAAGUCUUCAUGUGUGGCUGCUCCUACCUUGUGUUGUUCAUGGGGAACUUCUCCACCACACUUGGAGUAGUCUACCAUAAGUACAUCCACAACCAAGACAAGUCCAAGAGCCUAUAAGACUUGAAGAGAAAGAUAACUAGAUAUUGUUAUGAACCCAACGAUUUAUUCAAAAGAAUAUGUGCAAAAGGUGUUUUAUACUAAUAUGCUUUUUAUGUCUAUUUUAUGCGUUUGUCUUGUAAACGUGUACUUUUUUCUGUUGUACCAUUUUAUCUAAUGUGUUUCGUUUUGAGUAGAAAUGUUGAACCACAUUGUUCUUUGUUUUUCUGAGAAAUGCAGCUUGUCACUUUCAGCAUUGUAUUAUUUAAUUGUGUGUGAGAUUACCUGAAUAGGUUGGAGAUAUUAUAGUGGAAGAGAAUUACAUGCCUUGCACUGACUGUCACCAAACUGUCUACAUGUUCAGCUGUGUCAAAAGAGAGCUCAUUGCAAUAAUAAGCCACUGA